CCCGUGGUAAAGGCGUACACAGACUCAAAGCUGUGGGAGGCGUACCUGUUAACACGCGGUCUGAGCGACACUGCCCGCAGCCAGAGGGAACUGAAUGCUAAAGAGAAAGAAGAGGAAGGCAUGAAAAAGUUUUUUCGCCCGUACUCGUGGAGGCCGCAGAAACUGCUAUUCAAUGUCGGUGUUAGAGGGCGUGGUAAGGGAGAAUUCAGUUACCCACGAGGCCUGACUAUCACGGACGAUCGCGACAUCGUCAUUGCCGACACCAUGAAUCACCGCAUACAGAUCUUCAACAACUUUGGUGUGUUUAAAUCUUCUUUUCGCAGUCUGGGCAGCGGAGAAGGUCAAUUUAACGAGCCAACGGGAGUGUCCGUAUUCCCCAACCAAACCAUCGCUGUCGCCGAUAAAAAGAACAAGCGAAUUCAGGUAUUGACACUCGAAGGUCGAUUUAAGUAUUCAUUUCCAACUGUGGAUGAACCAUAUAGCGUUGCCUGUGAUAUAUAUUAUAACACCGUGGUCGGCACUGCCUCCAGAACUGUUGAAGUGUACAGGCGUGGUGGCAAGCUCUUGAGUAGAUUCGAAGUUGGUGGGAAACCGCCUAAAACAUCCAUGUCGGGCUCCCCCAUUCACGUAGCCGUAAAUAAUAAAAACGAGGUGGUUCUGUGCGACUCGGUCAAUUGUCGCGUAAGGACAUACAGCUACGCUGGAGAUCUCCUCUACCAGUUCCGCACAGAAGCUAACGGCGACGGGCUUGCGGCUGUUCCAGCUGGAGUUUGUCUGAACCCGCUCGGGCAGAUUCUUAUUGCAGACAGGUUGAACCACACCGUAAAUGUGUAUUCUGAAAGAGGCCAAUUACUUCUCCAAAUUGUGGGGCCACCGGAUUUAACAGGGUCUGUUCAGACGUGCGCCAUCGGCCCGGAGGGACAUUUAGUUGUCACCGAGUACAGCACCAACGGAGACCACUGUUUUAAAAUAUUCCGCUACCGUGACUGUGAGUGCCACCGCUACCGGCCCGGCUCCAGCAGGAGAUCUACGCCCACACCAAAAUGGUGAACGCACGUUAGUUGAUCCGCAAAUGGGUGAUUAAUUGAAAAGACGAAGGAAGUACAAAAUAGAUGACAACGAAAUUUAAUAUCGAACCAACGAUUUUCAGAAGUGGACUGGGGAUGAAAAUUUACUACUUUCGUUUAUUCGACUUUUUUUCGACAAAAGAUGAUCAAGGACUUACAUGUAGGUAGAGGGUUUACCUACUGAUUUGAUGCGGAUGGACAAUCGCGCGCAACACUUUUUUUACCUUCACAUCUCUAAUGGCUUCACGGUUAUUCAGAGUGCCAUAAUGAUAUUUUAUUUCUUUUAAUUUUUACACAGUAGCGCUGAUAAUCAUUCCACGCUUAUUAAGUUGAUUUUUUAUUAUUAUGUCUGGGAAAACUUACUGAAAGCAAUGCAACAUUCCAUUCCAAAUUAGUGUUAACUUUGAAUUGAGGAGGCUGGAUGUCGUUGAUAUUUGUUGCCAGUAACUCACGUCUUGUUAUGUUUUUGCU
Molecule: messenger RNA, 1538 nt
Organism: Lingula anatina
Lineage: Eukaryota; Metazoa; Brachiopoda; Lingulata; Lingulida; Lingulidae
Biological process (GO): protein polyubiquitination; proteasome-mediated ubiquitin-dependent protein catabolic process
Molecular function (GO): ubiquitin protein ligase activity; protein binding
Source: RefSeq, a predicted model, not a curated record